ACAAAACACCACUCACAGCACAUUAAUGAUGGGUAACGACACGCCAGAGGAAUGUAAUGUGUGUUACAACAAUUAUGACGAAGAACUACGACGGCCACGCACUCUGCCGUGUGGCCACACAUUCUGCACACAGUAUAUUGAAGAUACAAUAAAUAAUGCUCAACUAAACUGUCCCAGUUGCCGUGCUGAGCACAGUGCCACAGCUGCUAAUCAGUUCCCAAUCUGCUACAUUGUGGAGGCCUUCAUAAAGAAACUCAAAGAUACCCAUUUCACACCAAUAGGCGAAGUGUCAGCAAUACCUGAUCAAGGUCACACAAGAGGCUUCAGCAGAAAGUUACUGUCUGUGGUACGGGAACAGAUGAGUAGUGUCAAUAACCAUAUAAGUAAGUAUGAAGAAGUACUGUCUCAGCUGGGCAAGUACCAGCAGCAGGUGAGGGACUGGAAGACCCAGCACCAUCAACUGCAGGACAGACUCUAUGAUCUGAUGGAGCAGAACAUGGCAGCAAUAGAGCUCCUGGAACAGGAAGAUACCAGUGUGGUAAAUAUGACAACAGAAGGAGAGGAAGGAAAGAAGCAGCUGGAAACCAUACUGGAGUGUCUCACCAUAGUCAACAGUGCGCAGGAGGUUGUCCCAACCAUUGUUGAAGCUGAUCAGUACAACGUGGAGGCUGAAGACUGGAUCCAGAAGUGUCAGGCACUCUUCCCAGAUGUCAACACUGUCUACACAUCAGUGAAGGUACGCUGCUGGAGGUCACUACUCUCACUGAACUGA
This is a messenger RNA of Cherax quadricarinatus, 772 nucleotides long. Lineage: Eukaryota; Metazoa; Arthropoda; Malacostraca; Decapoda; Parastacidae. The record is from RefSeq and is a predicted model, not a curated record.